This is a messenger RNA of Moneuplotes crassus, 579 nucleotides long. The record is from the annotation of a GenBank genome assembly. Lineage: Eukaryota; Ciliophora; Spirotrichea; Euplotida; Euplotidae.
AUGGACAACCAAAUUGGAGAAAGUCAAAAAUGUGACCAGAUUAAGCCUCUGGAAGCAUUUGGAGUUAGCACAGACAUAAAGAUAGGACAUAAGAGUCAUUCCCAAAGUGCAUUCACUAAGCUCCCAUCCAAAACGAAAGGGAGAGAUAAGAUAAAAUAACCGGGAGAACAGGAAGCUUCUUAAAAAGUGGAUGGAAGACCACGAGGACUGUCCAUAUCCAGAACUCGAGGAUAUCCAAGAACUGCAAAGACAGACUGGCCUAAGCUAGAAACAAAUCAGAGUAUGGUUCACAAACUAUAGAAACAGGAGAUAUACAAGAGAAGACAUCUGCCUCUCAAGAAUCAAAUACGCCAUCAUGAAGAAGAACUAUAAUAGUAAAGAAGAGUUCCUCCUCAAGUUUAAAAAGGCGGCUGAUUACUAUCUUUCCAAAUUUUACUGAACUUGAAAAGGAGCCCAAUGGGAGAAUAGCGAAGCUUCAGAGAAUAUUGAAGGGCAUCAUGAUUCUCAAAUCUCGAAGGAAGCAGAUUACUGCACUUGAGGAAUCCCUGAAUAAACACUAGUAUCAUUUUACCUUAAAUU